Molecule: messenger RNA, 1021 nt
Organism: Dioscorea cayenensis subsp. rotundata (Guinea yam)
Lineage: Eukaryota; Viridiplantae; Streptophyta; Magnoliopsida; Dioscoreales; Dioscoreaceae
Product: calcineurin B-like protein 7
Exons: 9
Coding region: 210-860 (216 amino acids)
Biological process (GO): calcium-mediated signaling
Molecular function (GO): calcium ion binding; kinase binding
Source: RefSeq, a predicted model, not a curated record
AACUAGACAAGAGAUUAAGAAAAUUUUCUAUAAAUUCAAAGGCAGGAGAUGGAGAGAAUUAGGAAUCAGAGAGCUUGUAAGAGUUGCAAGAGAUUAGAAACUUUCACCUCCUUAGAUUUCAAUCUUCUCUUCUUCUUUUUUUCUGGUUCUCAUAUUUUCAUGUCUCACACUGUAUAAUUGCAAAUUUGUAAUUCUUUCUUGCUGUUUUGAUGGGUUGCUUUACUUCUAAACAUGUCAUCAAGCACACACCUGGAUAUGAAGAACCAACAGUUCUUGCUUCUGAAACUUCUUUUACUGUGAGUGAAGUUGAGGCAUUAUAUGAGUUGUUUAAAAAGUUAAGUAGCUCAAUAAUUAAAGAUGGGCUCAUACACAAGGAAGAAUUCCAACUAGCACUCUUUAGGAACAGAAACAAGCGGAAUCUCUUCGCAGAUAGGAUAUUUGACUUGUUCGAUCUGAAGCGCAACGGAGUGAUCGAAUUUGGAGAGUUUGUUCGAUCUCUAAGUAUCUUUCACCCAAAUACACCAGAGGCAGAUAAGAUUGCGUUUGCAUUUAAAUUGUACGAUCUAAGGCACACUGGCUACAUUGAACGUGAAGAGUUGAAAGAGAUGGUUUUGGCCAUUUUGAAUGAAUCAGAUCUCUUUUUGUCAAAUGAGUUCGUUGAAAUAAUAGUUGAUAAGACAUUUACACAAGCCGAUUUGAAAGGCGACGGAAAGAUAAACCCUGACGAAUGGGAGGAAUUCGCAAAGAAAAAUCCAUCUUUGUUGAAGAACAUGACUCUUCCAUAUCUGAAGGACAUAACAAUGGCCUUUCCGAGUUUUGUUGUGAACUCCGAAGUCGAUGAUUCAGAUUUAACUUUCUGAUGCUGAAACUAAACAUUUAAACUGAGGAUGAAUGUUGAUGAUGUUAUUCAGAGUUAUCAUGUAAAUCUCACCUUUUUGAGCUUGUAAUUAGUCCAUCCGUUAUGCUCUCUGUUAGUGCUUAUACAAAGUUAGAACUCAUCUACCUAUUUUAAAUUUUUAAC